AGUCACACAUUAUUUAUGUUUUACCCCUUUUGUAUUCUUAUAACCGAUGGAACCAAUUCAGUUUCCUGAUAUGAUUUCAUUUAUGCUAAUGCUGAGCCAGAAAGAAAGCGCCUCCUAUCAGUUUCUGUUGAUAGUACAGCCAACACUUCUGCUUACAUUUGGUAGCCUUGUAACCCGCUGUCUUUAUACAAAUGUGGUGAUAUCAAUUUUAAUAAUAACUAUUAUGUUGAGCCCCUUUGUAUCACCACAGGAGUGCAGUUUGGCUCUAAUUUGGACUUGGACGAAGAAGAAAUCAUCGAUUUUUCUUUGACCGUCUUUGAGUCAUCCUGCGUUUACUUCGACGAAGAAGUCCACUUGUGGCACAGCGAUGGGUGCGAAGUCGGCCCGCUGACCAACAUGACGCAUAUCCACUGCCGGUGUGACCACCUGACCAAGUUUGCCGGGUUUGUUCCGCCGAACCCGCUCAACAUCGCGGAGGCGCUGUCUGCAAACGUCCUGGAGAAUCCGGCAGGAAUGAUUCUGGUUCUAGCCGUGUUCGCUUCGUACCUGUUUGGAAUACUGUUAACAAGGAAGGCGGACAGAAGAGACUUACUCAAGGCUGGAGUUGGAAUACUUCCGGGUCAUACUCUGAACCCACGGAAGGAAUGUCAAUACGUCAUCACUGUGUACACCGGCUUCCGGGGGAAUGCUGGGACAACUGCUGAGGUAACAAUAGUCCUCGGUGGACUUACCAAAGAGAGUACCCCCUUCAAACUGCGGGACGAAAAGCGGGUUCUGUUUGAGAAGGGAAGCGUGGACUCGUUUCUUCUGUCUACGGAAGAACCGCUGGGAGAGCUCUCCCAUCUGCGCGUCUGGCACAAUAAUAAAGGCUACAGUCCGGGGUGGUGA
Branchiostoma floridae (Florida lancelet) is the source of this 888-nucleotide messenger RNA. Its product is annotated as polycystic kidney disease protein 1-like 3. Gene Ontology annotation, molecular function: calcium channel activity; protein binding. The transcript is spliced from 4 exons. Gene Ontology annotation, cellular component: membrane. The record is from RefSeq and is a predicted model, not a curated record. Lineage: Eukaryota; Metazoa; Chordata; Leptocardii; Amphioxiformes; Branchiostomatidae. Bases 397 to 888 code for a protein of 163 amino acids. Gene Ontology annotation, biological process: detection of mechanical stimulus.